Molecule: messenger RNA, 3494 nt
Organism: Mugil cephalus (flathead mullet)
Lineage: Eukaryota; Metazoa; Chordata; Actinopteri; Mugiliformes; Mugilidae
Exons: 3
Coding region: 551-919 (122 amino acids)
Source: RefSeq, a predicted model, not a curated record
UCGCAGUACCAUGUAAACACAACUGUCGCGGUUGGUUGUGGUUGUAUCUGUAGCUAGUAUUGCUAACAAAAUGAAGCUACGGCCUAAGUAAUUUAAUGUUUGAGGCGUGGUUCAAGGAUUGGUAUUAUUGUAAAAAGCCAACGAAGCGAUUUCUGCUUUUUGUGCCAUAGUCGAAUAUGAGAUAAAGUUGUUAGCAUUAGCUCGCAGUGACGUUAACAGUAGCUCAUAGCCAAUGAUAAAGCGUCUAGGACUGGCAGGUUAACUAGCUAGCUCGUCAACGUCCUAUCUUUUUUGCAGUGCAAUUGCCAGUUACCACCACCUAGAAGUGCCUGUGUUGGUUGUCCCUGUCGCUAUUAGUAUUGACAAGAUGGAUAACCGUACCAUAUAUUUAUUCCACAUAAUUAGCUAGCCAUGCAGGGUUAAUUUAACUAAGGUUACGGGCCUUCUACGGGCAGGAAACGAGCUACCUUAGCGACUUGUCGUUACCGUCAACUAGCCGGUGCGCUUGUUGUCUGAACAAAAUACAAAAGAAACUCGUCGUGAUUGACACAUGUUGACGGAAAGCAGGAAACGACAGCGCAGUGGCUGUGAUGAGGAGAGCAGCCACCUGGUGCCUCAAGCCAAAAGGCAGAGCGGAGCUCAUCGUCUCUCUCCUGAGCCAGGCAGAGAUGCCUGGGACUCUGAGUCAUCCAACAGUGAGAACAGCAACAGCAGCAGCAGCAUCAGCAGUCCAGAACAUGCAGCUGGGAGCUGUAGCAGUCAUUGUGCUGUAGGCCCCUACAGUCCCCUUUGCUUUUCCAACUCUUCAGAGCUUGCUGGCCCCACAAACCUAGUGUCGUACUUGCAGAUUAACCGCAUCCUGAAGGAAGCCCACUUCCAGAGUUUGCAGAGCCGAGGUCAACUCAGAGACACACGAUAGCCACCGGAUGACUGAUGCCCUGAAGCAUGUGAGAGCAUCACAUGCUGGAUGAUUUUAUUCAGCUCUUCUUCACCCAUCUCUAGUUAACAUGGUAUCUCACAAGUCUUCAUAGCUGUUGAUAAGGGCCAGCAGGAGUCGGGUACAUGAGGGGUUUCAUCAUUGAAAUUAAACAGUGAUAAUUAUUUCAGCAAUAAUGACCGCGUAAUCAACUUAAAACUUGUUUUGAUCCACUUGUCUGACUCACUAGAUGUGGACAGUUGGGAUGAACCAGCAGUUGGGCACAUAUUUCAGCCUUCCACUGUUUGUGUCGUUUUCAAAAUCCUCUUGACUGCACAACAAUACCAACCUCCGACAGGACAGGACUGCUAGGCUCUUUUGGUGAAUGCUGUUAAUAAUAUACAAAGGAUGUGCUUACAGCUUUUAACAGGGACGUCCUUGCAUGAUCCAGUUCUUGACAUCGGCCAUCAGAUCUGAUUUGUCACAUCCUUUUAGUGUGUCACUGGUGGUAUUUUUCACCAGUGAUAUUGACAUGACCAAUAUACUGAUCCAUUCCAGUUCACAUGAGCAUCUGUGCUAUCAAUUUAAUACACUUCUGCAAGAGUCUCAUACAGCUAGCAAAGCGACUGUGAUUUUAAUAAAUCCAGUGAGCUCCUCCAGUGCUAGUGUAUGGAUGUGCUUCACCUCUGUGGCCCCGAAUAUCAAAUUAUGUUUUUUUCAGUAAAAGUCAUAUCACAUUUAAAACAUGCUGUACGUCUGUUUUUGUGGCAUUUCCUUUUGCAGGGAAUUUGCCAUUUUGAUAAGUUCUCACUUUCCUAUGUGCAGAUGUUCCAUUAAAAUAACAGGACUGUGCAAGGAUGCAGUGAAAGAUGAUUAUAACUUACUUAAAGAAACAACAACAAAGUGGAGCAUUUUCCUUCUGUCCCACAAUGAUCCUGAGUGCAGCCUAACCAUUCUCUAGUGCUGACACAAAGCUGUGGAGAUAGAUAUGGCUGUGCGAGACAGUUUAUUUUUUGACCAGUCUGGUUUACGUGCUCCUCUGAGAGCCUUAUUAUGACUGACUGACUGAUGAUGACGAAGCACUGUCUUUUGUCUUAAACGGUUGAAUUUUAGGAGUGGCAUCGGUUUCAGGCCGGCCGGUGUGACUCGUUUAACUUUCUUGUAAAAUACUUGGGUUGUAUAAUACUGAAACAGAUGUCCAUGUAAAUGCAUGGACCAGUCUCAGGGAGGAUUUGCACUUGUCUUGGAUUGCUCAUUUGCUGUCAUAUUCAGACAGCAACUCCUUUACAGGAGACUGUAGAACCCACCGCUGUAAACUUGGCCAGAGAGGUUGUGUUUAGCUACUUAAUAGUUUAAAGUAUUUAAAAAUGUUGUCAAUUCAUUUCAGUUAAUGUAGUAGAGUAAGGCCAAAGAAAAGGUGAUUUGGUUUUUAGAAUGCAUCAUACUUUUUAUAGGAUUUUAGCACUCUCACAGGGAAUUUUUAAUAAGUUUUUACUUAAAAUAAUUUUCACCAGUGACUGCAGUUACUUGGGUGACAACUCUGGCACGCAUACUACGUAUUUAGUAAUUUGUAAAAUAUUCUGACAUUACGUUGAGAUGUUUUCUCAUUGGCCACAAUUCCUGCUGCAGAUUAAAAAUCUAUUGACAUUUGUUUUUUCUAGAAAAUUUCAUGAGCUUGUUGUAAGAAUCUAUUGUUACCUUGAGACCCGUACAUUUGUGAUAUGUGACACCCAUGUUUUCCUUGACUGACAUGGAAAUAAUCAGCACUGUUAAAUAACACUAGCUCUGUUUCAUCUACAGCAUACACACAAAUUUAACAGUAUUAUUGUAAAUUGAACCAGAAGAAAUUACAUUAGAAAUAAGUGUGAAGCGACAGCCAACAACAUGAACAUGAAACAUCAGGUGUAGAUAUGUCUUAUUGGUGUGGAUUAUAGAUGAUUACUACAGAUUGGGCAACGUUAAAAUUGGUUAAGAUAGAACAAACUUUUUUGUAUGACUGCACUGGUUAAGAUGCCAUCUGUGGUAAAACACCAUUAAAUCUACGACCCUGUUUUUCCUCAGUCAGUCUUCUUUCGUGGAUCUGGGUGCUGUUAGUUGUGGUUGUGACAUCUUGCUCUUUUUGGCCGGAGGAGGUUGCAGCACAGCAUUUAUGAACAAACAUACAUUCCCCAGGCUUGGCAAUAUUUCUAGAGCCACUAUAAUGCUAUUUUAUCUGCAAACAAUUCUAUUUUAACUCCCAGCAAGCAUAUGCUUGUGUACUACCAUUCAUGGGUGCUGUAUGAGUAUACUUGUGCACUAAGCAACCAGGUAGCUGUCCUGAUGUACUGUGGCAAGGCUCGGCCUCGCCUUCUCUUAAAGCGGGAUUGGUUUUAUUUGCUGAACCAUUGUCCCAGCAGUAAGCUCAGUCUUUAUUUUUUUAAACUGGUAUAUCAGAAUUGAAAAGCAAUUUAAAGAUGUGGUUUAUUUUGUUUCAAUUCUAUAUUUUUUUGUAUUUAGUAAGGUACAUGAUAUUAACCUAACAUAUUUUUUUUUCUUGUGAAUAUGCCCUCAUUUAAAAAUAAAUUUUUUUUGGACAAAA